Messenger RNA from Aplysia californica (California sea hare), 5185 nucleotides. Its product is annotated as SET and MYND domain-containing protein 4. The coding region runs from base 187 to 2286 and encodes 699 amino acids. Lineage: Eukaryota; Metazoa; Mollusca; Gastropoda; Aplysiida; Aplysiidae. Gene Ontology annotation, molecular function: protein binding. The record is from RefSeq and is a predicted model, not a curated record. The transcript is spliced from 3 exons.
CUUCCUUAUGUGGGCAGAUUGAUGAACCUGCCGACUGAGUGCAAGCGAUCUGCUACAGUUUUGGUUGUCCUUGUAUUGUGUGGCCUGGUCUCUGCUGUUCAGAAGUAGUGCAGCAAGUCAGGAGCCAAAUAGAAAGCAGAUUGUUUUCUGAGAUGAGCUACUAAGGGUUUCCAGUCCCCUGAAAAGAUGAAUCCUGCUUCGACUGCUCAAGUACUCUCUGAGCUAACAAAGCAGCUCAGAGGAACACAACGAUAUGAUGAAUUUGUUGCCAACUUCAAUAAGUGCCAGACUGACACUGAGAGGGUUGCUUGUCUCCACACUCUCCCAGAAACAUCUGAUCUCUUUCCCGUUCAGGAAGGGUACAAGUCAAAAAAUGAGAGAGACGCUGAGCUUCUUAGAGCCGAAGGUAAUAAGCUGUUCAAAGCCAAGGACUAUCCUUCAGCUUUUUAUAAAUACACCCAAAGCAUUCUCAAGGCCCCGAGUGAUUCUGCGAAUUUAGCACUUGCCUAUGGGAAUCGUUCCACAACAAAUUUCUACAUGAAAAGGUACAGAAUGUGUUUGGUAGACAUUGAGAUGGCUUUCAGGCAUAACUACCCUAGGACUACAUGUUACAAGUUGUACCAGCGUCUGGGACGUUGCAUGUAUUACCUGCAGAGGAAGGAAGAAGCGAUCAAAGCUUUUCAGCAGACCAUCAUUGUUUUGGGGUAUGCCCCUGAUAUUUCAGAGAAGAAUAAACAGGAAAUGAUCCAGGACAUGACUAAUGCCAUUGAAAAAUGUUCAGAGAUUACAUCACAAAAUAAUGAUGUAUUGUCGGAGAACUUUAAUGUGUGCCACCAAGGCAUACCUGAACUGUCUGCAGAUCCUAGCAAAGAAGUUCCCUCUGUCUCAGACAGUGUGGAAAUAAGACUGGACAGCUAUGGUGGUCGUGGGCUGUUCGCAAAGAGACAGAUAGAAAUUGGGGAGGUGCUGAUUGUGGAAACUCCAUUCUCCUCUGCACUCCUGAAAGAGUUCAACCUGAGUCAUUGCCACUACUGCUGUAACCGUGUGUUUCUUCCACUCCCAUGCCAUCAGUGCAGUGGGGUGGUCUUCUGUUCCCUACAGUGUCGAGACACAGCUUGGGCGAAAUUCCACUGGGCAGAGUGCAAGAUUUUGGAGAACAUUCAGGACUUGAAAGGGGACUUGGGCUUGCUGGCAUCGAGAAUGAUAUUGACAGCAAAGUAUGAAGAUCUGAUAACUCUUGAAGAAUCCGCAGCAGAAUGUGCCAUAGAGCGCUGUGCUGGCUUUAAUGCCGAGGGUGUGUACAGCUCCAGUGACUACUGCUCUGCCCAUAGUCUUGUGAACCACUCAGACAAACGUUCAUUUAAAGAUCUCCUGCAGAGGACAAUAUCUGCUGUUUUCUUUGUGAGAUAUUUAGAAUUCGUUGGUUAUUUUACCUCAGAAAAACGUCUUGCGUGUAAGGGCAGUCAGGACACAGCCAGUGGUGACUCUAUCAAACUUGCCAGUGAAUCAGAACUUUCAUCAAAGCAGGACAUUGUUGUUCCUUCUGACAAGGAAAAGUUGUUGAAGGAGAUGCACCAGGUCGGAGGUCACAUCCUGCGGAACAUCAUGAUGCUUCCCUGCAAUGCCCAUGAAGUCUCCGAGUUCUCUCUCAACCCGGCCAGCCCGGCAAUGUCUUGCACCGCUGAGCUAGCAGCAGCCAUAUACCCAGUCCUGAGCCUGGUCAACCACUCAUGUGACCCGUCUGUUGUGCGACAUUCAUUUGGCAACGUCUGUGUUGCCCGUGCUAUCCGCAGCAUCCGUGCGGGUGAAGAACUGAAGGAUAACUAUGGUGCCCUUUACCCGACCAUGGAGCUGGAGAAAAGACAGAAGGACCUCAGUUCUCAGUAUUUCUUCAGAUGUUCUUGCGAAGCAUGUGUAGAUGACUGGCCGCAGUAUUUCGAUAUCCCGUCUGAGCGACCAGUUUUCCGCUGUCUGGCCUGUUGCGAUGGCCAGGUGCCCAUCCCCCUGAACAACCUCACUGAGUCGGCAGCAUGCUUACGGUGCGGGAACAGUCAGGAUAUCACACAAGUUCUUCUUCAAAUGGGGGAGAUGGAGUCGAUGUACAAAGACGCACUCACGGCUGUCAUUGAUGGGGACAACAGCCGGUCGAACGUUCAGACUCUUCUCACCUAUCUGCGCUUUGUGGAACACCAAGUGAAAAGACCGUGGAGAGACAUUAAUGACAGUCAGGAAGCCAUUAAGCAAUGUCUGAAUAUGCAGGCCAACUGCUUUCCCAUGCAGUUAUAAUAGGACUUGUUUGUGCUUUAACUUCUUGAGUCCUGGGGCCGAUUGUGGCUGAGUUUUUAGAGCAAAAUUCUAAGAUUUGCACCAACUUGUGUCGAGGUGUACGUUCAGUGUACUGAAGAGUAAAGGUAGCACAUGCUUAAAUGUACAUGCUGCUGUUAACUCUAACCUAUUCACUGCCACAUAGUUUAUCCCGAGGUGGGGGGGGGGGGAGAGAAAAUUUGUAUUAUUGUCUAAGGUACUGAUUGUUCCCUUACAAAUGAUAGUAAGACUAGUAAGAGCCAUGAUACUUCACAGAUGAUUGAAAAUUUGGUUUUCUUUUAGCCUGUGAAAUUAAUAUGACUAUGAUACAGAUACAGUGAAGUAGAGCUCUUCAGUUGACUGUACCGAAACUGCUUUUGUGUAAGGCCUGUUUAUUUUGCUAGGUAAAAUCAGGUCAGGGACGAAGCAAAGAAAGUUUAGAAAGGGUUGUUGAAUAUAGUGCUAUUGCUGUGUAUGACUAUGAAAGGUUCCAAAUGAUGUUGAGUUCUGUGUGGUAUGUUCAGUACGUGCAAUAUCUGGCAGUUGUCUUCUGUGUAGUUAUGCAUGCAGUUGCAAGUGCUGUAAAACUUUUACCAAACUGAAACUUCUUUGGAGGCUGUGUGGGACAAGGAUAGCGAGCUACCUGCCUCUCCCAAAAAUGUUUUUUUUUUUCUUUGGGGGAGAGGGGGGGGGUGGGGGGGAGGGGAGUCACAAAAAUUUAAGAGUCACUGCGGUCUAGAUGGAGGUACAACACCUUGAGGAUUACUCCUCUAAAAUGGAAUAGGUUCCAUGAAUGUCUGUACUCAGAUGGAGUCAUAUUUUUUAAUAUAAAAAUAUAAACAAAAGUUGAGUUGGAUUUUGUACCAGGAACAAUUUUUUUUGGUAGUAUCAUUGACUUUCUUGCGCAAGGGCAUAAACAUUAAAACAUGAUCAUUCAUGAUCAUAUUCCCUCUGCUACCAAAAUAUUUUAGCACCAAGCGUAUUUUUUAAAAUCUGAUGCAUUGUUAGUUUUUUAUGCUCCCAUCUGACAAUCUGGGAGGAGAUUAGUUGCUUUGACCUGAUGUCAGGGCAGGCAAAGCCUUUGUGGGGUACAUCCCAACUGAUACUCGAUAAAAUAUCUUUCCAAUGUGUCCAUCCAACUCCUGAUACUUCACAGACGAUGGUUCGAUUUGACUUCAUGCUAAAACUGAGCAAAGUGCUUUGCGCUACAAAAGUCCAUCUCUGCACCUCCCGAUAAGCGACAAAGAAGAUAGGGUACCAUUCCUUGUAAAAGGUUGCACUCUUUGUAAGGUCAUUCAUACCGUAGUCAAGAACUGAACAUUCAUAAAUUACUUUUUAUUUUUUUAAUCCUCUGUUGCCUUUAUCGUAAAGUGUCAAGGGGAGAUGCAGUUCUCUACGGUAGGCUAGUCUGGCUGCUCUUUCAGUUGGGAUGUUAUUAUAAUUCCUCAGGGUUUCUUUGACUCUUGUGACAGAGGUAAUAUAUUCUGUGUUCUCUUUCUGGAUUGGUUCACACAGAGGUACACUGGUGGUAUAGCUGUCAAAAGUUUGUUGCAUUUCCGUUAUACUUUGAAGCUUUAUCAUGAUACCGUAUGGUGCUAUUAUAUAUUUAUAUUAUAUUUUGCAAUACUUUAAAAAUAUUUCUUCUAUUUUUUCAGUGUUUUGCUGUCUAGGAUCUGUUUUUCACUUUUUAAGAAAUAUUCGCCAAAGCUCAUGAAAAAAUUAAUGUUUGAUGUAGACUGAUGUCUUUGCUUUAAAAGUGAAUUCUUCUUACAUUUGUUUGUGUCUUGCUAGCGUGCAUUGGUUCACUCCCGGGUCUAUAGUUUUUUCAUAUAUGGAUAUAUGAAAAAGAUAACAAAUACAUGUGUCGUAAUGUAUGCUGAGGUUGUCAGAUAAAAAUACACCAUUUUGACAAGGUGAAAGAGAGAUGUUUAUAGUUCUCUGGUAAAGCAGCAUUGUUAGUAAUUUAGCUUACUGGGCUGGCUAGCUCAGCUCAAAUUAACCUAAAGAAUGAGUAUGUCUUGCCUGGACUUCCCGUUAGGCAGGCAUGUAUCACAAUGAAUUUCGAAACUCUGCGAUAGUCUAGCUUAGUUUAACUGAUUAAGUCAUGGUUUGUUUUUUAUUGAAGUGCUCAUUUAUUACAAUUUAUGGCCAUGCCUCCACCACCCCCCCCCCCCCCCCCCCCCCGACCUGAAAACUUUGUAAUUACUCCCUUCAUUCCCUUGGACAGCUUGUUAAAUCUCAAAUUACCUGGUACUUUUAUUCACUUUUUUUUAUCAUUUCACAUAAUCUAACUCUAUCCAUUGCUCCCAGUUCCCACGUACCCACUAGUGUCUAGGUGAAAAGAAGAAAAUGUGAUAAUAGAAAAGUACUUUUCCCUCAGGUUUUAGCAUCUUAUCUGACGGAGCCAGGGAUGAAACUCGCAUUUAAAAAAAAUUGUUGCACCUGUAUACUGCACAGUUCAUAUAUAUUCCUUAUUACUUGACAAUGGGAGUUUGUGACUAGAUCUUUUUUACAUUAUAUUCUCAUGGUUGUUUUGCUUUUGACGACAUGGAGCCAUGCUGUGUGAACUGAUGUUUUGUUUUCACUGACCGGCUGGUCUUUUGACAAUCUUUCUGUUGGUGUUACCGGCAACUCCUUAUGUUUCUGAGUUUGUUUGCUUGCUUACCAAUGCUGUUCUGGUGUGAACAUUGUUGUUUUCCAAUCUGUAGAGGUGCGUUAAGGGGUUGGUGGACCCUCUGAUGUGUCCUGGGCUGUCUCCUUUUCAAGCACUAUUAUAGUAUAUUGUUCCUGUAAUCUUGUUUAGAAAAUGGUUGGUUGGCGGGUGCUCUGGUUUGGUUUGCUCCUUCUGUCCCAUUAAUUAAAAAUAUAUUUGUCAUUUUCU